Messenger RNA from Diaporthe batatas, 2256 nucleotides. RefSeq lists its product as uncharacterized. The coding region runs from base 1 to 2256 and encodes 751 amino acids. The transcript has 5 exons. The record is from RefSeq and is a predicted model, not a curated record. Gene Ontology annotation, molecular function: copper ion binding; primary methylamine oxidase activity; quinone binding. Gene Ontology annotation, biological process: amine metabolic process. Gene Ontology annotation, cellular component: plasma membrane. NCBI's taxonomy places the organism in Eukaryota, Fungi, Ascomycota, Sordariomycetes, Diaporthales, Diaporthaceae.
AUGAGGCUGUCCAACUUUCCUACGGCCCCUGGGGCUCUGACCUUUUAUCUGGGCACGUUUGGGCUUCUAUCUGAGAGCGUCCUUGCCCGACCAUCUCCUGAGCCCAAGGCUUCCUGGGUCCGAAAAGGACAUGGCCGCAAGGCCCUAUCGGAUGUUCUCAAGGGCAAGAGAGACAAUCUGCGUCGGUCUGUCCAGUCGCCUUCCAAUGAGACCGGAUCAUGCGCCGGAUCUCUGGCGGCGCCGAUUUCUGCGCCCAAGGUAAACGUAUGGGCUGAGCUCGAGGAUACCGACGCGGCGGCUGUUGUUGCGUGGCUAUUCAACCAACCCGAGUUCAACUUGACCACCGCAGAGAAUGCGACGGAAUGGGACAACACGGUGAUACUUGUUGAGGCUAUUCAACCAAAUAAAACCGAGGCCUUGUCGUAUAUAGAUGGUGACGCAUCGCCACCAGCGAAAUGGGCGAAAGCGAUUUUGAAUAUGCGGGCGUUCGAGGACCCAUAUUACCAGGAGAUCAUGAUCGGACCUCUGCCUAUAAACAACUCAACGACGACCUGGUCCCCUCUCACCUAUCCAUUGACCAAAUCCAACGGCGGAAAAGUGCGCAACCUGGACGCGGACUCGGAGAAGCUGUUCACUGAGUGGAUCUUACCCAUCACUACUUCCAUCGCAGAUAUCACCCUCGAUCUGUGGAAUGGCACUGUUCUAGGCCUAGACAAUGAUACCCUAGACGUCUUUGGAAUCGAUCCCCUCUGGCAGGAUGACGGGAGAAUUGUUCGUUGGGACACGUUUUGGAACAUCCCCCAGGACGACUUCGACGCGGAGACGCUUCUGCCACUGGGUCUGUUCUUCAAGUCCGACGUGACCGGCCGAGACCCUAGUCAAUGGAACUUAGAGGGCUGGCUUUACAACGGAAUUUUCUACGAGACUACCGAAGAUUUCCGCACCGCAUACUGGAGUGAGGGUUUCGAGAAGAACGGUGCCAAUGUCGAAGGAGACUGGGCUCGGACGGACCAGCAGGGUCCUGUCAUGCCAAAGGAUACCCUCUUCCCACCCACCAUGGUCGCACCAGCCGGCACGCGGUUCAGCGUCGAUGCGGAACAGAAAUACGUCGAAUGGAUGGACUUCAGCUUCUACAUCGGCUUCUCGCGCGACACGGGGAUCUCCCUGCACGACAUCCGGUACAAGGGCGAGCGGCUGAUCUACGAGCUGGCCCUACAGGAGGCCCUCGCGCACUACGCCGGCAAUGACCCCGUGCAGUCGGGCACAUCCUACCUCGACACGUUCUACGGCUUUGGGCCGUAUGCCUUCCAGCUCGUGCCGGGGUACGACUGCCCAACAUACGCAACCUACCUGAACUCGUCUUUCUAUGUUUCCGAGACGACGCACACGCACAUCAACAGCAUAUGCCUCUUUGAGUACGGUCAGUAUCACUUUUCACCUUUUACGGAUCCCCGUCUUUCAUGUUUUGGAAUCCACUCACAGGACAUUCUCGGGACCGAGAACAGCGUCCAAUUGAUGACUCAAAAGCCGGUGACAACCACAUAUCCCUGGUCAGGCAACAAGACCCGGAACACAAUGAAACUCGAGCGGAGUUUCAUCGAGACCGAAGACGAUGGCAGCCUCAACUGGGAUUUCAACGCCCAGACGCAGGUGAUCGUCGUCAAUCAGAAUGAGACAAACAAGUACGGAGAGUACCGCGGGUACAGAAUCCUGCCUUACACGGGCCUGGCACACCUGACUGUGCAGAACAGCAGUAAUCUGGCCAAUGCAGCACGUUGGGCCGAGCACGAUCUCUACGUCACGAAGCGCAAGGACACCGAGCCCAAGAGUGCCCACGCGUACAAUAGCCAGGAUGUUCACGAUCCCCCGGUCAACUUUGAGGCCUUCCUCGACGGCGAGAGCCUGCAGCAAGAAGACCUGGUGGUCUGGUUCAACCUGGGCAUGCACCACGUCCCACACACGGGCGACCUGCCCAACACCGUCUUCACCACAGCCCACUCGGGCAUGCAAUUCAUGCCGAGCAACUACUUCACCGGCGACCAGAGCCGCAACACCGUCAACAUGGUCCGGAUCGACUACAAAGACGGCAACACCUCGGCCGUGGAGCUCUUCGGCCAGAAGAGCGCGCCCGGGACGUGCAAGGUUGACUACGCGCCGGGCGAGGCUGAUCUGUGGGGAUACACUGGUGACGUGGUCGUGAGGAAGUUCCCUUAUGACCCGAAUAAUCCUUACUUUGAGACGGACUCAAUUGUGUAG